GUGCUCUAUCAGCCUACCGAGCAUGUUUUUGGGAUGUGGGAGGAAACCGGAGUGCCCGGAGAAAACCCACGCGGGCACGGGGAGAACAUGCAAACUCCACACUGGGAGGGCCGAAGGUGGAAUCGAACCCGCACCCUCCUAACUGUGAGGCGGACGUGGUAACCAGCCUGCUUGCCCAUAUCAAUUAUUUUUAUUUUUAUUUUUUGGAUUUUCUAUUUUAAAGAGAGAGUCUUUUUAAAAUUAAUUUUAAAUAUUAGGAAUUCCUAGUAUUUUAUUGACAUUUAAAUAACUUGAUUUAAAUAACUCGUAUAUGUGCCACGGGGAGUUUUCUUUGAAAUGUCCAACAAGUCAACUUUCGAUGUAGAGGAUGACUUUAUUCGUCUUCCAAUUGGAUGAUGGAGCGCACGUUUGGGGAGGAGGAGCCCGAGUAAUCAAAUGGGAGGAAAAGUGUUCAGGCUCAAACAAACGAGAGAGAGGGAAAAUGUUUCUAGCACUCUGUGUGUGGAGUCUCGCUGUCGCGACUUUACUUUUCGCUCGGUCGCUUUCCAAAUGUUAACUGCGGGGGGCCGGACGGUCUGCGGCUCAUUGCAGAGGGCUGCGGCCUGAACCGGACGGCGACCAGAGCAACAAGACCAAAGGAGUAUAAGUUGGACGCAUUGCGCGGGAUGCAGGCGCGCUACUCGGUGGCCAGCGCCAACCCCUUGGGGGUCGUGCCGUACAUGGGCGGCGAGCAGAGCUACUACCGGGCCGCGGGGGGCUACGCCGGGAUGCCGGCGCCCAUGACCAUGUAUUCCCACGCGGCUCACGAGCAGUACCCGGCUGGCAUGGGCCGCGCGUAUAACCCUCAGCAACAACUGCAACAGCAGCCGCAGCAGCAGCCCAAAGACAUGGUCAAGCCGCCGUAUAGCUACAUCGCUCUCAUCACCAUGGCCAUCCAAAACUCCCUCGAGAAGAAGAUCACCCUGAAUGGAAUCUACCAGUUCAUCAUGGAGCGUUUCCCGUUCUACCGGGACAACAAACAGGGCUGGCAGAACAGCAUACGGCACAACCUGUCGCUCAACGAGUGCUUCGUCAAAGUGCCCCGCGACGACAAGAAGCCCGGCAAGGGCAGCUACUGGACUCUGGACCCGGAUUCGUACAACAUGUUCGAGAACGGCAGCUUCCUCCGGCGAAGGAGGCGCUUCAAGAAGAAAGAUACGCAGAAGGAGAAGGACGAUCACGAACGGACCAAGGAUCUGCAGGCGGCGGGGGCGGCCCGGGAGCUGAGGGACGCGCCGUUGCACGACAGCUGCCAGCCGGUGCGCAUCCAGGACAUCAAGAUUGAGAACGGAAGCUGCACGCCGCCUCGAUCCGCGUCGCCGCCACCCGACGCCGUCCCUAAAAUGGAAAGUCCCAACCGCAGCCGCAGCACAAGCAGCAUCAGCAGCGUGUCCAGCGGCUCGGAGCAGCAGCAGAGCCAAAGUUCUGCGCAAGGCUUCAGCGUGGACAACAUCAUGGCGUCCCUGCGGGGGUCUCCCCACGUGGAGCUCUCCCCGCCUCUCAUCGCCUCCUCUCGAACAGGUGUGAACCCCUCAGUGGCGCUCAGCUACUCGCCCAACCAGGCGUCUUCCUUUAGCUGCAAUCAAAACGCCUGCACGAACUCCAGCUAUCAUUGCAACAUGCAAGCCAUGAGCCUCUACGCGGCGGAGCGGAGCUCCGGGGGACACCUGGCGCCCUCCAGGAGUAGCGUGGACGAUCGCGAGGCUUUGCCCGACUACGGCGUCGCUGCGGCCACCUCACCACCUAACCUGCAGGCGAACCUGCAGGAGGGCCCGCAGCAGCACGGCCAGCAGGGCCGGCUCGUCUCCUGGUACGGCGACCUGCAGGGCCAUCUGAGCUCGGGCUACCCGUCCCAGCAGCAGAACUUCCACUCGGUCCGAGAGAUGUUCGAGUCCCAGAGGAUGGUGCUGAACGGCUCCCCGGUCAAUGGGAAUAGCAGUUGCCAGGUGGUCUUCCCGUCCGCGCAGUCCAUCUACCGCACCUCGGGAGCUUUUGUUUACGACUGCAGCAAGUUCUGAGCUCCCGUAAAAUAGAUUCCCUUUCUUACAUGAUAAAUAUGAUGACGAUUUUCUCAAAGGGACUAUGGCGCUAAACAGAUGAUUUUGCGUGUCAGCACCAAAAACACGUCAAUUUAUUCUCUUAAUUUAAGAAAAAAAUUGCUCAAAUACGUUUGUAAAUUAUAUCCUAAUAUAUUUAUUUCUAAAGAGCGAUGAAUAUUUCUUGAAAGCCAGAUCCGCAAACUUUUUUCAACGCGCGUGCGUGCAUACGUGUGUGCGUGCGUGCGUGCGUGUGAAAUUUCGUAUGCUGCCUUAAUAACGUCAUUACGUAUACGCGGGACAUUUAGCCUAAAAUGGUUAUUUUAUUCAUGUCAUUUGUCAACACAAUUUUCAAGACAUUACAUUUUUAAUUAAUAAAGUGCCGUGGUUUUAA
This is a messenger RNA of Syngnathus typhle (broad-nosed pipefish), 2469 nucleotides long. Its product is annotated as forkhead box C1-A-like. Bases 666 to 2057 code for a protein of 463 amino acids. Gene Ontology annotation, molecular function: DNA-binding transcription factor activity, RNA polymerase II-specific; RNA polymerase II cis-regulatory region sequence-specific DNA binding. The transcript has a single exon. Lineage: Eukaryota; Metazoa; Chordata; Actinopteri; Syngnathiformes; Syngnathidae. The record is from RefSeq and is a predicted model, not a curated record. Gene Ontology annotation, biological process: regulation of transcription by RNA polymerase II; anatomical structure morphogenesis; cell differentiation.